Molecule: messenger RNA, 5777 nt
Organism: Peromyscus maniculatus bairdii (prairie deer mouse)
Lineage: Eukaryota; Metazoa; Chordata; Mammalia; Rodentia; Cricetidae
Gene: Flt4
Product: fms related receptor tyrosine kinase 4
Biological process (GO): angiogenesis; regulation of MAPK cascade; protein phosphorylation
Cellular component (GO): plasma membrane; signaling receptor complex
Molecular function (GO): growth factor binding; ATP binding; transmembrane receptor protein tyrosine kinase activity
Source: RefSeq, a predicted model, not a curated record
GCGCUCUCACUCCCAGCCCAGAGCUGCGGCCGCGUAGGUCCCACCCGCGCCCAGGGGCCGGAGAUGCAGCCGGGCGCCGCACUGAGCCUGCGCCUGUGGCUCUGCCUCGGACUCCUCCACGGCCUGGCAAAUGGUUACUCCAUGACCCCUCCAACCCUGAACAUCACAGAGGAGUCAUAUGUCAUUGACACCGGGAACAGCCUAUCCAUAUCCUGCAGGGGGCAGCACCCCCUUGAGUGGACCUGGCCAGGGGCACAAGAGGUACUGACCACAGGUGGGAAGGACGGUGAGGAUACACAGGUUGUGCGAGACUGUGAAGGCACAGAAGCGAGGCCCUACUGCAAGGUGCUGCUGCUGGCCCAGACCCACGCCAACAACACGGGCAGCUACCACUGCUACUACAAGUACAUCAAGGCCAGAAUUGAGGGCACCACGGCUGCCAGCACCUAUGUGUUUGUAAGAGACUUCGAACAGCCCUUCAUCAACAAACCGGACACACUCCUGGUCAACAGGAAGGACUCGAUGUGGGUGCCCUGCUUGGUGUCCAUCCCUGGCCUCAACAUCACACUGCGCUCGCAAAGCUCAGUGCUGCACCCUGAUGGGCAGGAGGUGCUGUGGGAUGACCGCCGAGGCAUGCGGGUACCCACACUGCUGCUGCGGGAUGCCCUGUACGUGCAAUGCGAGACCACCUGGGGUGACCAGGACUUCCUUUCCAAUCCCUUCCUCGUGCACAUCACAGGCAAUGAGCUCUAUGACAUCCAGCUGUUCCCAAAGAAGUCACUGGAGCUGUUGGUUGGAGAGAAGCUGGUUUUGAACUGCACGGUGUGGGCUGAGUUCAACUCGGGUGUCACCUUCGACUGGGAUUAUCCAGGGAAGCAGGCAGAGCGGGGUAAGUGGGUACCUGAGCGGCGUUCCCAGCAGACUCACACAGAACUCUCCAGCAUCCUGACCAUCCACAAUGUCAGCCAGCAUGACCUGGGCCCCUACGUGUGUGAGGCCAACAACGGCAUUCAGCGGUUCCGGGAAAGCACGGAGGUCAUUGUGCAUGAAAAGCCCUUCAUCAGUGUCGAUUGGCUCAAAGGACCUGUCCUGGAAGCCACGGCCGGAGACGAGCUGGUGAAGCUGCCUGUGAAGCUGGCAGCUUAUCCCCCACCGGAGUUCCAAUGGUACAAGGACAGAAAGGCAGUGACUGGGCGUCACAAUCCACAUGCUCUGGUGCUCAAAGAGGUGACCGAGGCCAGUGCCGGCAUCUAUACUCUCGCCCUGUGGAACUCUGCAGCUGGGCUGAGGCAAAACAUCAGCCUGGAGUUGGUGGUGAAUGUGCCUCCCCACAUCCAUGAAAAGGAAGCCUCCUCACCCAGCAUCUACUCCCGCCACAGCCGCCAGACCCUCACCUGCACGGCCUAUGGGGUACCCCAACCUCUCAGUGUCCAGUGGCACUGGAGGCCCUGGACACCCUGCAAGACGUUUGCCCAGCGCAGCCUCCGGAGGCGGCAGCAGAGGGAUCGCAUGCCACAGUGCCGAGACUGGAGAGAGGUGACCACCCAGGAUGCUGUCAACCCCAUCGAGAGCCUGGACACCUGGACCGAGUUUGUGGAGGGGAAAAAUAAGACGGUGAGCAAGCUGGUGAUCCAGGAUGCCAAUGUGUCAGCCAUGUACAAGUGUGUGGUCUUCAACAAAGUGGGCCAGGAUGAGCGUCUCAUCUACUUCUAUGUGACCACCAUCCCGGACGGCUUCAGUAUCGAAUCAGAGCCUUCCGAGGAUCCCUUAGAAGGCCAGUCCGUGCGCCUCAGCUGCCAAGCGGACAACUACACCUACGAGCAUCUGCGCUGGUACCGGCUCAAUCUCUCCACGCUACACGAUGCUCAAGGGAACCCUCUACUCCUCGACUGCAAGAACGUGCACCUGUAUGCCACGCCCCUAGCGGCCAACCUAGAGGAGGCGGAGCCCGGGGCCCGCCACGCCACCCUCAGCUUGAAUAUCCCCCGAGUGGCCCCCGAGCACGAGGGUGACUACGUGUGUGAGGUGCAGGAUAGGCGCAGCCAAGACAAGCACUGCCACAAGAAGUACCUGUCCGUGCAGGCUCUGGAAGCUCCUCGGCUCACGCAGAACUUGACUGACCUCCUGGUGAACGUGAGCGACUCGCUGGAGAUGCGAUGCCCGGUGGCCGGAGCGCAUGUGCCCAGUAUUGUGUGGUACAAAGAUGAAAGGCUCCUGGAGAAAGAGUCUGGAAUCGACCUGGCAGACUCGAAUCAGAGGCUGAGCAUCCAGCGCGUGCGUGAGGAAGAUGCGGGCCAUUAUCUGUGCAGUGUGUGCAAUGCUAAGGGCUGUGUGAACUCCUCGGCCAGCGUGGCAGUGGAAGGCUCCGAAGAUAAAGGCAGCAUGGAGAUUGUGAUACUGAUUGGCACUGGCGUCAUCGCUGUCUUCUUCUGGGUCCUCCUCCUCCUCAUCUUCUGCAACAUGAAAAGGCCUGCCCAUGCAGACAUCAAGACGGGCUACCUGUCCAUCAUCAUGGACCCCGGGGAGGUGCCUUUGGAGGAGCAGUGUGAAUACCUGUCCUAUGACGCCAGCCAGUGGGAGUUCCCCAGGGAAAGGUUACACCUCGGGAGAGUCCUAGGCCAUGGGGCUUUCGGGAAGGUGGUGGAAGCCUCUGCUUUUGGCAUCAAUAAAGGCAGCAGCUGUGACACCGUGGCCGUGAAGAUGCUGAAAGAGGGCGCUACUGCCAGCGAGCACCGUGCCCUGAUGUCAGAGCUCAAGAUCCUAAUUCACAUCGGGAACCACCUCAAUGUGGUCAACCUCCUGGGGGCGUGCACCAAGCCCAAUGGCCCUCUUAUGGUGAUCGUGGAAUUUUGCAAGUAUGGCAACCUCUCCAACUUCUUGCGUGCCAAACGGGAGGCGUUCAGCCCCUACGCGGAGAAGUCUCCUGAGCAACGCAGGCGCUUCCGCGCGAUGGUAGAAGGCGCCAAGGCUGAUCGGAGGAGACCUGGAAGCAGCGACAGGGCACUGUUCACGCGGCUCCUGAUGGGCAAGGGAGGAGCACGGAGGGCCCCCCUUGUCCAAGAAGCUGAGGACCUAUGGCUGAGCCCAUUGACCAUGGAAGACCUUGUCUGCUACAGUUUCCAGGUGGCCCGGGGAAUGGAGUUCCUGGCUUCCCGCAAGUGCAUUCACAGAGACCUGGCUGCUCGGAACAUCUUACUGUCAGAAAGUGACAUAGUGAAGAUCUGCGACUUUGGUCUUGCCCGGGACAUCUACAAAGACCCUGACUAUGUCCGAAAGGGCAGUGCUCGACUGCCUCUGAAAUGGAUGGCCCCCGAGAGCAUCUUUGAUAAGGUGUACACCACGCAGAGUGAUGUGUGGUCCUUUGGUGUACUGCUGUGGGAGAUUUUCUCCCUGGGGGCCUCUCCAUACCCUGGGGUGCAGAUCAACGAGGAGUUCUGCCAGCGACUGAAGGACGGCACACGAAUGAGAGCCCCGGAGCUGGCCACCCCCGCCAUACGCCACAUCAUGCAGAGCUGCUGGUCUGGAGACCCUAAGGCAAGGCCUGCUUUCUCCGAGCUGGUGGAGAUCCUGGGAGACCUGCUUCAGGGCGGAGGCUGGCAGGAAGAGGAAGAGGAAUGCAUGGCCCUGCACAGCUCCCAGAGCUCGGAGGAGGGUGGCUUCAUGCAGACGUCCACCACAGCUCUGCACAUCACCGAAGCUGAGCCUGAGAGUAGUCCUUCCAGUAUGCAUUGCCACAGCCUGGCAGCCAGAUAUUACAACUGUGUGUCCUUUCCCGGGUGCCUGACCAGAGGAACUCAGACUCCAGGUUCCUCCAGGAUGAAGACGUUUGAAGAAUUCCCCAUGACCCCUACAACCUACAAAGCCUCCGUGGAUAACCAGACAGACAGCGGGAUGGUGCUGGCCUCGGAGGAGUUUGAGCAGAUAGAAAGCAAACAUAGACAAGAAGGCAGCUUCAGCUGUAAAGGUUCUGGCCAGCACAUGGAUAUCCCCAGAGGACAUCCUGACCCCCAGGGAAGGCGGCGGCGGCCCACCCAAGGGGCACAAGGAGGCAAGGUGUUUUACAACAGCGAGUACGGGGAGGUCUCCCAGCCAUGCGAAGAAGGCGACUGCUCCCCAUCUGCUGGCUCCCCCUUCUUCACAGACAGCAGCUACUAAGGAAACACUCGGCAAGGCCUCCGACCCCUUGCUGAAACCAGGCUCUGACAGCUGGGGCUAGAGGGCAUCCCUAGCAGGGCAAGGCUGGAGGCCCAGGCUGGGAAUUCAUCUCUAGCUCCAACUCUGGAGUUGUCUAUUCCCCCUCUCCAGCCUCCCUAGCCAGGAAGAGUCAAAGUCAGACACAGGGCUCCCUUGAACUCUGGGCCAUUCCUGUGCCCUUCACCAGACAGUCACCCGCACCCUCACGUUCAGUUGCCUCGGAGCUCAGGAUUGGCAGGUGCUGGCCCUCGAAUGAGCACUCUGGCAGAGACCCUUCUACAGGACCGACUUUCACUACCCUGGUGGAUGGCAGGGUUCUAAUAAAGAACGCAUGUGUCUGGGAGUCACACAGAGGACCAAAGUGGAGUUAGACCACACAGCCUCCACGUCCUGGCCCAAACACGAUCCCCUCCACUUGAAGACCCCCGCUUCCAUCUGUCUUCCUGCUUCUUUCUCCUGGCCCUCCAGGGCUGAAGAGAGAAGGUGACAUUUCCAUUUCAGAGUCCUCUAAACACCUAACGAGCUCAUGGCAGCUGUGUGUACGCAAUGACAAAUCACAAUGAAGCCGCACCUCCGCCCUGAGUGCUAGAAGAUCCUUGUUUUAUCGAAGGUCAGAUGCUGCUGUGAAGAAUUUAUUCUCCAAAGAGUCAUGUGGAAAGAAGCCUAAGGACACCCUUCUGAAGCUCCUAACAACUGAGGGGGUGGUCAUAGCACUCCAGUCACUCCAGUUCUUGGUCUCUCUCUCUUGAAGGCUCCCAGGCUCCACGUGCAUGGCCUAGAUCCUGAGAAACCGGCUGGUGUUCUGGACCUCCCUUGAGCCAGGAUCUGUGGAUUCUGUCAAGGAAGGCUUCAGGGGCUGGCACAGAGGACCACAUGGCCUGGGGCCAUUCCGCCAUCACCCCAUGUCCCCAGGCUACUUGGAGGCCCCUGCCUUCUGCUAGCCCUAUACUUGGACCUGAUACUUACACAGAAACAAACCAAACCUUUGUCCUGAGACACCGCUCCAUGGAAGCUGGGACCUUCCUGCCCAGAACCCCUCCAGCCGAGCUCACACUGCCCAACCAUCACUACCAGAGGAAAGCCUCACAAAGAUGAGUCCCAUCAACCCCCAGCCCCACCCCAACAAGAACGCUUGCAGGACAGGCGACCAUACAGCAAGCCGGGGCUUGCUCAGCAGACCCUCCCCACUAAGUGUAUGUUGUUCUUCUAUGAUAUGUUGAAUGCAUGUAUGAUUCUAGUCUUCUUUGUGCCUGGGGGCCCUCCCCCAGCCCCAUUCCUCCACGCCUAACCUGUCUGUGGGACUGAGUCUCAAGCUUGCCUCGUGGAAGUAAGAGAGACUGUCCUCUCGGAGGACCAAAGGCUGCGGUGGGUUUGCAGAGCCCUUGUCAACCUCCUCCACGUGUGUGUCACCUGUCCGCGUCACCUCUCCUGACUUCUAACUACACACAUACAAAAUGUACUGGGGAAGAAAAUGUACUCUGCCCUUUUAGGCAGUGUUCUCAGAAAUGAUCUAAGAUAUUUAACGGAAGAUAAUAAUAAAUUUGAUGCCAGUCCUUGAGUUAAAACGAAUGGAUUCUAAAUAA